Messenger RNA from Portunus trituberculatus (swimming crab), 1522 nucleotides. Its product is annotated as centromere protein K-like. Lineage: Eukaryota; Metazoa; Arthropoda; Malacostraca; Decapoda; Portunidae. Gene Ontology annotation, cellular component: nucleus. The record is from RefSeq and is a predicted model, not a curated record. Bases 106 to 876 code for a protein of 256 amino acids. Gene Ontology annotation, biological process: kinetochore assembly; mitotic sister chromatid segregation. The transcript has 4 exons.
GCCACCACCACCACAACAAAACAAAAACAAGUCAGGGAGGGAAAGAUUGAAAACGUCAGCGCGACCUCUCUAAUAUCCUGUUAAAUAAUCACGUCAGGAGCAGCCAUGGCCACCGGGGAGCCUAGGGCAAGCAGCAGCAGCGGUAGCAGCGGCAGCCAGCCACCCGUGGAGGAAAUGAUGAACAAAAUUGUGGAAGAGCUUAUGGAGGAGCGUGAGCGGAUGACAGCAGAGGCGGGAAAGGAGGAGACUUGUAAGAAAAACCCCAAUUUUUCUACUGACGUUACAUUAAGUUCCCUGAAAAACUUCAAAUUGAUGUUAGAGAGUGAACUGGAGGCGUUGCAGGAUUUGCCUUUAGAACAGCUGCCCUCCGAACCGGCCCUUCUGCAGGACCUGGCGGAGGAGGACGUGCAAUCGACUGCCCACCGCAAUGCAAGGACACUGGAGUUUAAUAAGAAGAAGCUGGAGGAGCUGAAGGAGACGAAGAGGAAGUAUGAGACCAAGGUGAAGAGAGCUACUAUGGUGAGCCAGGCCCUCAACAAGCUGCAGUCCCAACACCUUUCUGACGAGGAGAAGUUCAUAGCGCUGGAGAGGAAGUACAACAGAUCGUCCGUGUUGUUCCGCUUCUUGAGGGAACACAUGCACUACAUUUUGAUGAAUCUAUAUCCAAAUGAAAUAUCAUCACCAGAGAGUAUCAAGGGCAUGGAGGAGUUAAUGGACUGUCUUGUGUCCCGGAUGAUGGAGCACCCAAAUGAACCAUACGUGCAGCUGGAUGAUACAAUGGAGGAGAGCCUUAUCACCCUCCUGCUGACUGCCAACCUCAUCACGCGCCAUCCCACCGACAUCACGGCCAUCAAGUUUAUUGACCCCAGGGUUUGAGUGGAAAUCAGAAUAGAGGUAUUUUUAUCUUGUGUUAGGAUACUAGGAUGGUUGGCAUUACUAUGUUGGCUUUGGUUAGGUUUUCUUUUCUUUUUUAACUGUCCUGAAUGCAUGAGUUUUAUAGACUGCAGAGUGUGUUUGUUUGCUGGAUCAAGAUGCACAGUUUUAUUAUUAUCAUUUAUCUCAUCCAUCAUCAGUGAGUGUUGAUUUGAUGUAUGCAAUGUGUGUUUUAUUACUUUGGACAAUAACUGCUUUUACAUCCCAUAUUUCAUUGUUUGUAUGGGUUUUACGGAGUACAUGUAUAAAGAUCUUGGAAUGCAUUAAUAUAAUUUGUACAGUAUUCAAGCCUAGAUUUGCCAUGCAGUUGAUUGCUUUACAAUUGGAUUUUCAGGAACACAACCCAAUUAUAUAUCAGAGAAUACCUGAAGAACAAUUAUACUUUAUCAUGGCACUUGUUUCUAGUGGUCAUGCCAACUGUACUUCAGUGUAGGAGUAUAAUACAAUUGCCAUUUUUUUUUUAUUUUUCCAGUUUUCUUAAAUGAGUGUAUACAAAUGCUGGAGUAUCAGCACCAUGUGAAAAAACAAACCUUUAUUACAAAAUGGUAUACAAUUCAAUAACUGGAGAAUAUGGAGAAUGUCUUUUUUG